This is a messenger RNA of Chelmon rostratus (copperband butterflyfish), 948 nucleotides long. RefSeq names its product PIH1 domain containing 2 (gene pih1d2). The record is from RefSeq and is a predicted model, not a curated record. The coding region runs from base 1 to 948 and encodes 315 amino acids. Gene Ontology annotation, biological process: box C/D snoRNP assembly; rRNA processing. Gene Ontology annotation, cellular component: cytoplasm; ribonucleoprotein complex; R2TP complex. The transcript is spliced from 5 exons. Lineage: Eukaryota; Metazoa; Chordata; Actinopteri; Chaetodontiformes; Chaetodontidae.
AUGUUCCCCACUGGCAGUACAGAGGAUGUUUUAAGGCAGGUCAACCAGGUUUGGUCCAUGCUGGAUGAUCUUUCUCAAAAUGACCCUGCAGCGUACCGCACCUUCAUUGAGAAACAGAUGAAGGAUGGAGCAGAAUUCAAUGCGCCACCUGAGGUCGACUCUUGUUUGUGUACUGAAAUAGUGGAGCCCAAGAAAGGGUCACUGUACAUCAACAUUUGCAGCUGGAAACGCGUGCCUGCACCUCAGGAUCCCAGCAGGCCUUUACCUGUGUGUGCAGGAAAACUGGAAACAGACACAAAUGAAGGUCAAGGUUGGUACACAGUGUUGGAUGUGGCAUUAAACCCUGCAGUGCUACAGGACAACGAGGAAGACAAAACAGAGGUCUAUAUGCUGGCCCUGAGCUUUGUCCAGCAGCAGCAUGGGAUGAGGGUAUCUCAGCAGUACACUGUCGUCAGCUGCAGCCCAAAAAGUAGCCCAGAUGACUUGUACCGCCGCCUUGGUUUUCAGCAGAGGCCCAACACCUCCAAACAGCCAGACACAGACAGUCAGACCCCAGCCGCCCUCCUGCAGCAGAUCUCCUCUCUACGCUCAGAGAAACAAGACGAGGACACAGCCCAAAUUAUCUGUAGACCUGCGGAGCACAAAAAGAAGGAUUUGAUCCAGGUUAUCUCCACCACAUUUGUGCAGCCUCAGAAGCCAGAGUACCAGCUUGAGGUGAAGACUGAUACAGCAGGAGUUCCUCACAGCAUGGAGCUGACAGUGGAGCUGCCAAAGGUUUGCUUCAUGUCAGACUGCCAGCUGAGAAUCUCCAAGGACGAUGUCUUACUGGAAGUGGAGGAUGUGUACUAUUUACUUUUGGAAUUUCCAAAAACUGUAAAUGAAGACACUGCAUCUGCCAUCUUUAACAAGAAGAAGCGAAGGCUUACUUUGAGAGUAGAUGUUUUCUGA